ACCAGCUGUUUCCCAUAGCGAUCAAUCUCAUUCCUCUUCUCACAAACCCUAGUCUUUGCAGCCCCUCCGCCGCGAAGAUGCAGAUUUUCGUGAAGACCCUUACGGGCAAGACCAUAACCUUGGAGGUAGAAUCCUCCGAUACCAUCGACAACGUUAAGGCCAAGAUCCAGGAUAAGGAAGGCAUCCCCCCGGACCAGCAACGUCUCAUCUUCGCCGGGAAACAGCUCGAGGAUGGCCGCACGCUUGCGGACUACAACAUCCAGAAGGAGUCCACCCUCCACCUAGUCCUCCGACUCCGUGGAGGCGCGAAGAAGCGCAAGAAGAAGACCUACACCAAGCCGAAGAAGAUCAAGCACAAGAAGAAGAAGGUGAAGCUCGCUGUUCUCCAGUUCUACAAGGUGGAUGAUUCCGGAAAGGUGCAGAGGCUGAGGAAGGAGUGCCCGAACGCGGAGUGCGGUGCUGGUACUUUCAUGGCGAAUCAUUUUGAUAGGCACUACUGUGGUAAGUGUGGGCUUACUUAUGUCUACAAUAAGGCAGGCGGCGAUUGAGACUACCAAGCCUAAUUUGCGAAACCUUGUUCGUUGUCAUAUCGUUUUAUCCCAUCAUUCGUGAAUGAGUUUAAUUGGUAUUAUCUAGAUAUUUUGGUUUGAACAUGCGUUUUGUUUUCAAAGUAAUGUGUUUAGACAUGGAAUUUAAUCUUAAGUAAUUUACAGUUAAAGUUGCUGACACCAUUGCUGUUCCAAUUUCGUUAUCAGUAUCA
This is a messenger RNA of Sesamum indicum (sesame), 760 nucleotides long. Its product is annotated as ubiquitin-ribosomal protein eS31 fusion protein. The record is from RefSeq and is a predicted model, not a curated record. Gene Ontology annotation, molecular function: structural constituent of ribosome; protein binding. Gene Ontology annotation, biological process: translation. NCBI's taxonomy places the organism in Eukaryota, Viridiplantae, Streptophyta, Magnoliopsida, Lamiales, Pedaliaceae. Gene Ontology annotation, cellular component: ribosome.